Messenger RNA from Panicum hallii, 1491 nucleotides. RefSeq lists its product as uncharacterized. Bases 1 to 1491 code for a protein of 496 amino acids. The record is from RefSeq and is a predicted model, not a curated record. The transcript is spliced from 10 exons. Lineage: Eukaryota; Viridiplantae; Streptophyta; Magnoliopsida; Poales; Poaceae.
AUGGCUCCUGGUCGUGCAAAGUUUCCAGCCAAGAAACCACAAAAACAUCGACCAGUAGCGGCAGAACAACCAUUGCAUCCAUAUGAAGUGGAGCGCCUCCAACAAUGUAUGAGGAACAAAGCAAGGCUAAAAGAAUUUGGAAUUCAUGAUCUAGUCGAUGUGCUUUCAAAUGCAAAUUCUAUUGCUCACAAGAAGAAUAAGCUAAAUUGCAGAAAUAGAGAAAACUCAGAGGAUGACCAAGUUGAAGAAGUCUGCAACUUUGAUGGCCACACACAUGCUACAGCUGAAGCUAAUGUACCUGCCCUUUUUGAUGAUAACAACCACAUGACCAAUGAACUUCAUGCCAUUGCUCCCUCUGAUGGGCACAACCAGAUGGGUAACGAAGAUAAUGGACAUGUCCAGAUUGAGGAUAACAUGACUAUUGGAGGUGAGGCUACUACUAAUCUUGGUGUCCAUGUACAACUUGUUGAAAAUGAUCGAAGGGAGAGAGGAGUGAAUAUGGGACAUGGUCUUGAGAAGAUGAGUCGAGCUAUGCAUGGGAAGCUACAAAUUGUUAUUCCUGAAGGGGGGAUAAGGCCCGUGGCACCUUUUGCAGCUGCUAAGUUUGCAACCGAAUGCAAUAUUGCAGUCAGGAACCAUAUGCCGGUGUUAAAACAUUGGAAGGAUUAUAAGAAGAAUUCUGCUCUUUUACAACAAUUUAGAGGAACACUUAAAGCAAAGUUUGAUAUCAAUACCAAUGAUGCAUCUGUUCAAAAAGCCUGUUCUGGCAUGAUGAAGAAUGCAAUCAGUCAACAACAUCACAGGCUUAAAAUGCAAUAUUUUGAUCCUUUUCCAUUGCAUUUGGUGAGCAAAUCUUUUCCUAUCAAAUCAAUGACUGAUGAACAAUGGAAUGAGCUUGUAGAAUCUUGGAAGAGACCAAAAAAGAUGGAGACAUGUCAAAAGAACAAAAACAACCGAUCUAAUGUGAAGCACCACCACACAACUGGUUCUCGUAAUUACCCAGUUCAUGUAGAAAAUUUGGGAGACAAAUAUAUUGAUCAUGAACCUGAUGCAUUGGAGUUGUUCAAGGAGUGUCACUAUAGCAAGAAAAAGAAAGGGUUCACACUUGAUGUACAAUUAGCCAUAUCUGAAAUGGAAACUAGAUUGUCUGCAUCAAGAGAAGGUGAACAAUCUUUGUCUCCUACUAAGGUUGUUGCUGAUGUGCUUGCUGAGAAAACAAAGAAGAGUUCAUUUCUAAAGAAUAUUGGGAUUCGUAAUGCAUGCUCUAGGCCUAGCAUAAGAAGCAUCGAAGCGCAACUUGAAGUGGAGAAAAGGGCAAAUGAUGACCUUCGAGCUGUUGUUGAUGCCCAACGUGAACAAUUGGAUUUGCUAUCAAAGCAAGUGAAAGAAACAGAACAGGGAAGAAUUAGAGAGCAAGAUGAAAUGAAGAAGAAACAAGCUGAGAUGGAAGCAAAGCUCCAGCUUGUGCUAAGUCAGAUCAAGUCAACUUGA